Molecule: messenger RNA, 6691 nt
Organism: Osmerus eperlanus (European smelt)
Lineage: Eukaryota; Metazoa; Chordata; Actinopteri; Osmeriformes; Osmeridae
Exons: 34
Coding region: 508-6057 (1849 amino acids)
Source: RefSeq, a predicted model, not a curated record
CUAGUGGUUCUGUAAUGUUGCAGUGGUUAACUGUUGAGUUGUGUAACUAAUGUGUUCUGUUUUCAAAGGUUGCACUGCUGGUCCUGAGUUGUGUUCUGAACAGUUCCAUGGCUGGGGUAGUGUGUACGUGUGUCGGCCACGCUCAGGGAGAGCGCGGUUGAUGUGUACCAGUGUGAGCCCAAAUGAUUAAUCAGUUCCAUCGUGGGAUUGAGGAGAACAAAAGCUGUAACCAGAGCCUACUGUAUCAAAUAGCCACAGGAACACUGACCACAGUGAGCCUGGAGAGGGGACAGAGAAGAGACUCUAAGAUCCAUCCUGCCUCCCUCAUUUCUUCUCUGACACAGACACGGAUGCUGGAGCAGUCUGCCUCUCCACCUGGGUGUCUGAGCCUGGACUCUGCGAUGCAGCCCACGCCAGCUCCACCGUGACCCAGGCCUCCACCCCCGUCCCUGGGUCUGGAUCCACAGGCCAUCCCCGGCCCCCAUCUGUGCCCGGGACAGGCCUGCCAUGCUGGGGGUCCUUGGUCCCAGGUGGAGCUCUCUGGUGGGGUGUGUGUGGAGGAUUUCUCUGCUGGUCCAUGGAGACGGCGCCAACCAGGACGGCAGGGAAUCACCGACGUGUCGACCAGGGUUCUACUGUGUUGGGGACCGCCAGGUCCCAGAGCCGUGUCCCAGAGGGACAUAUGGGCCCAGUGCUGAGGCCACGUCCAAGGCCAGCUGUCUGAGCUGCCCCCCCCAGCACUACUGCCCCUGGCCAGGCCUGCCUGCCCCCCUGCUCUGUGGUGCCAGGGCUGAGCAGCCUCUUGGGGGGCAGUCUGCCUGCGUAUGUCUGGAAGACGGGAGGAGCUUCCAGGCCAGUGAUGGGCAUUGCCCUUGUGCCCGGGGCUAUGAGGCAGCCAGCCAGGGCGAUUUGUGUGUGCUCAGAGUCUACCAUGUCUGCAGAGAUGGAAGCAGCCGCUCACAGUAUGGAAUCUGUCUGGACCCCAAUCAAUGGGAACAGCAAUGUAGGCAAAAGGUGUGUGUGUCUCCAGGAGCCUACCAGGGCUACGAUGGGGCCCUGGGGAUGUGUGUGUGUGGGGAGGGCCCUGGCGGUGCUGAGUGUGGGAACUGGGGCUGCAGGACCGGGGCCAGGGCUGGGGCCAGGCCAGGGGUCACACCCUCCUUGCAGUUGGUGUGUGACUCCUCUGGGGAGCUGAGUCUGGGCUGGAGCGCUGGGAGCAAGUUCCAGGGGCCUGUCUCAGGCCGCUUGCUGGAGCGCGUGUUCCGACACUGGGACUCCCAGGGGAUCCUGCGCUGUGGCAGGAACCUUGUUGCCUCUCGGCACGUCCACAGCCUUCAGACAAGCAACGCAGGUUUCCUCGGCCUCCUCCGUGGCCUACCAGAGGACCUUCUCCAGAUGUUCUCCUCAGACUCACAGAGAACUCCCGGCACCACAGAAGGAACCAAACUCAGAGAAGGAGAGGGCUUGAGAGGAAGUAACUCCAGCUCUGUGGGCGGAGUCAGAACCCCCAGGGUUGGAGGCGGAACCUGGAACUCCAGCGUGGGUGUUCUGAACCCUACAGCCUGUCUGCACCUGGGAGACGUUCUGCUGUUCUCUGUCAGUAGGGAACACUACCCUCAGUAUGACAUUGAGAACCUGUACAACACCAACUCUGAGUUUGACUGGGGGCCGUUCAGACAGCUGGAGGAGGAGCUAACACUCUCCUGGACCCCGCCCACUCUCUUCUCAUUGGUUCUCAGCCAGCCGGGGGUGUACGUCUUCAGGCUCAGCAGCCAGCGUCACAAACACAUGUACGUGAGAGUGAUGCCUGCAGGCGGCCAGUGUUAUGAGGCCGGCCCCUUCUUUCCCGCUGUACCUCGUCACAUGACCAGGAUGGGCAUCGCCAGGCAACGAAACCUGUUGCUGAGACCUGAUUGGCUGGUGACCGGAGGCUUGGUGGUUGGAGCUAUGGUGAUCCUUAGCUUGUGUGUGACACUACUGAUCUUGUUCAGAGAAUAUGGUUGGCCAGAGAAGGAGCCAAUCAGAGUGCGGUAUCGUGCGUUGCAGAAGGCUUACCUCAUGGAUGACUACUCAUCCAGGGGCUCCAGGGUGACCACACUGAGGAAGACACACCGCAACCUGCAGGGCAGGAUAGACACCACUCUCCAGCCAGGAGCAGUGCUGAGCGUGGAGGCUGAGGAGUUCUGGGACUAUGAGCAGCAGGUGGACCUGGAGGCCUUCAGCUCAACCACGUUUUACCGCCUGCUGCUAAACCACAGCCUGGCUGUCACCUCCCGGCUUAGCCAGCUCACCGGAGAGGUGAAGGAGCUGUACCAGGGAGUGCAGGCCAACCUGCGGAGCCUGCAGCCCAGGUGGUCUGCAGCCCUGGGGAGGCUGCAGGAGGGGGAGGCCCACCAGAGGCUGCAGAGGGAGCUGGAGAGGGAGGUGGGCCGCCGCAGGACUCUGGCCCAGCAGACCAGGGCCCUGCUGGACAACCAGCUGCAGGUUCUAAGGUCGGGGCUCCAGGCCCAGAGGAAGGCCCAGCAGGGCUUCACGGCCCGGCUGAGGGAGAGCCUCAGGUUGCUGGGGUGGAGCCGCAGCACCGUGCCUGUCUGGGACCAACACUCACCACAUGUCCUGCGGAGGGUGUGGUCCCUGGUGAGUGCGCUGGCAGAGCAGGUGAGAGGGGACUGCCAUCGCCAGGGGGCCUGGGCCCUGCUGGGGGAAGGCACCGGGGCACGGCUGCUCUGCCCGGACACAGGAGCCGUACUCACCAAGGACGACAUCUUCGCUCCAGAUGGCUUGUUGCGUGUGGGCGGAGUGUUGCAUUCUGACCCAAUCACAGGCCUGAUCCGACCAGGCACCCAUGCCCACAUGCUGCUGGGGAGUGGGCACAGCACGGCAGUGCCCCCAGACUUCUUCCUGCACCCUCAGACCUGCAGGCUGAUGCCCAUCGCGGGCAAUGUGGCCUACGACCCCGACACUUCCACCCUGAUCCUGACCACCGACUGCUACACCGGAAACAGUAGGAAAUGGGAGUGUGCUCUCCUGCCCUUCGUCCUCUACCCGGUUUCCCGUCACUCCGACAAGCCCCUGGCGCCCACCAGGCUGAGGGGCCUUCGCCCAGGCCAGAGGCUGCAGCUGGGAGGCCCCAUGUUGGACCCAGACUCCGGGCUCCUGGUGCCCAUCCUGGCUGUCACCAUCCACCCCCAGACGGGCCUGGUCUACCCCCUGGGAGGGGUGUCUGUCUGCCCCCUUACCCACCUGCCCCAGCCUAUACAGCUGGGCUCGCCUAUGCUGGACCCCCGCACAGGCAACGUGGUCCUGACCGCUGGCGUUGGGCUGGACCCAGUCACAGGGGCAGUGUUGCCAGUGGGCGGAGUCCUACUUGGCGGGUCCUUCAUCGAGCCUCUGAGUGGUCGACUGGUGAGAGUGGGCGGGGCCAGUGUCAGGGCAGGGCAGUUGGUGCCCCAUGCAGGAGGAUACCAGACCCUGCUGGAUUGCCAGGUGCUGCUGGGCCAGCUCAGAGUGGUGGAGCUGCUGAGAGGACUGAUGGAGGACUGGGGCUCCAGGGACACUAGACUGCAGCCCCCGCACAGCCUCGCUGACCCUCCCCAGCCCUGCCAUUCCCUCCUCCCCCAGACUAACAACCCUCAUCUCCCCCAGCCCAACCCCAACUCCACCCUGAUGAAGUUCUCAAACCCCCCCCAGCCCAACAACCCCGACCUGCCCCAAACAAACCUCACCAACCUGCCCCAACCCAGUAACCCUAAUCUGCCCCAGCCCGACCUCCCCCUACCCCAGCCCGACCCUCAGCCUGACCUGGGACGACUGCAGUUUGCAGUCUUGGAGCUGCAGCAGGUUUCUAGAAGGAGUCUGCACUGCCAGCUACAGCUGCAGACAAGACUGGAGAUGCUGCUGGACUGGGCCUCUGCCGUGGCGCGGGACGGAGGGGUUCUGGGCGAGCUGCCCCUCCCAGACUCAGAGCUGUGUGUCCCAGCGUUGCUGGGGCAGGAGUACCCUGACCCCCAGGGCUCCGGCCUCCAGGUGCCUGUCCUGGGGGCCCAGCCGGACCCCCUGUCUGGGCACAUCUUGGCCUUGGCUGGCACCAUGGAGGACCCCCAGGGGAAAGGACUGGUGGCGAUCCGCUGCGGUGCCCUGGCCAUCGACCCGGUGACGGGGGGACUGGCUGCCGUGGUGGGGGCCCGGCUGGACCCGAGCACACGCACGGUGGUGCCCGUGACCGCCCCCUACUGGCUAGCCCUGGGAGAACAGCCUGACAGCAUACAGGUUGAGGCGCUGCAGAAGGAGGUGUGUGUCAGGACCAACCAAUGGCUGCAGCAGCAACAGAAGGAAGAGGAGCUACUGUCUGACCUGGAUGUUGCUGUACAGCGUUGUCUCCACACGGUCUCACUGGACCCUCCUGGACAGGUCCCCUGGGCAGACAGUGAGCGCCAGCUUAGAGAAGCUGUGCUGGAGCUCCAGGAGUCUGGCCAAUCAGAGGCCCAGAGCCGUGCAGCUCGCCAGGGCCACUUAGCCCUGGUCCUGCCUCCCUGCACCCUGCACACACUCACAAUCAGUGAUGCUGCAGAGUGGGAGCAGCGGUGUGUGUGGCAGGCGGAGUUUCUGGCGGGGCUGGACCUGGUCAGUGUGUGUGUGGAGGGCCUUCAGCAGGACCAGGAGAGAUGGACCAAGGAGGGAGAGCUGACAGGAGCAGGACACACCGAGGACUGGGCACUGAGGCAGAGAGAGCUGUGGGAGCAGCUGACCUCCAGACAGGCAGAGCUGGACUCUGCUCUCUCAGCCCUGCACUGUACCAGACUCAUCAGCCAGCUCCACGCAGAGACAGCCCAGGCGGUCCUCUACAGAAAGUUCUGGUACCAGGACUAUGGUCUGGGCCGGCCCAGUGGGCCUGCUUGGGCCGGCGAAGCCAGAACUCCUGUGAAGGUUGUGGGUGUGGCCCAGCAGAAGACCCUGGUCCUGCUGGAGAGACUGACCCAGCUGCUGGAGCAGAAGCAGCCCAGUCUACCCCCCAGCGCCUGCUACCUGCUACCAACCUGCUACCAACACCUCUCUGGUCUGUCCACAAAGCAGGCGUACGGCCUGGAGGCCUGCUCUCCUGUCUGGACAGCAUCGCUCCCUGGGGUCAAAGGAAUCUCCACCCAAUCUCUGAGGGAACCAGUGAGGGCUCAGGGCAGUCGGCCUCACACACACACAGCUCAGAGACACACUGCUGCGUCCUCAGGAGUGCACUCCCAGGAAAGCCAACCAAUGAAGGAGCAGGCUCAUCCAACUCAUGUCUGUGUCCCCACGCUGUCAGAGGAAGAGUGGGACAAGCUGCUGGAGCUCUCUCCUCUGUUCCAGCUCCUCAAAGGGGUGGAGCUACAACUGAGGGGGCGGGCCAGAGAGGUGGGGCUCCUGAGAGUGGAGGCCUGUGAUAGGUCAGGUGUGGGAAGCUCGUUUGUUGAUGUGAUGGAUGCCCAGUGGGCAUGUGAGGGAGAGUUGAUCCCACUGGAGGAGACGUCCCUGAACCUCAGAGAGACGCUGGUCCUCCAGCAUGGCCUCUUCCUUCUCAGGACCCUGCACUCCCUGGGCCUGACUCCAGCUGUGUCACUCCAGAUAGCAGUUAGUCUUCCACCCAACAACUACCACAACAAUGCCUUCCGCAACUCCUUCUUUUACAAGGAGGUGGAGGAGACGGUGUUUGUGCGUCGCCAGCGGCUGCAGUGCGUGGGCGGGUUCUCUCUGCUGCUGACCCACUGCGUGUCACACAUCGCUGUCCGAGACCUCAGCAACGACUGCAGCCCCGCCUUCCAACGAGUCUUCUUCAAGGCACUGCAGGCCUGCAUGGGAGAGCUAUUCCAAGCCAGACUGGGAGGUCUCUCUUCCUGGGACUCCGUCUCCUACUCUAGCCCCCUGUUAGAAAUGCUCAAGAGGCCUAGCCGGAGCCUGCUAUCUCAGGAUGAUGUGGGGAAGCUGCAGCAAAAGCACAGAGAGGUGUCCCUGCUGCGUAGGGCUGAAGACCUACUGAAGGAGAUGAGCAGUUCGGACACACACACAGACACCCUGCUGGGAUGACCCACUGACAGAUGUAGACCCAAAGCAUCAACAAGUACCCUGCUGGAGAAAUGAACUACUGGCAGACACACAGAAGGAGCCUGCUGUAGAGAUAAACCACAGACUAUCACAGACAGAGGUCUGGGUGAAAGGAGUAUUGUAUGUUUAUUAGUCAGCUCUUGGACGGUUGUAAGUCCUGCACAUGGAGCAUUGAGGCUGAAUUGGACUGCUUGUAUAAAUAAAUAUCCAGACAAGUAGGGAUCUCUUAAUCUUCAUUUCAUCAUCUCAAUACUUAAGAUAUAUAAGGGUGUAGUUCAUGUUGAUGCGAAGCAAAAUGAGACAGCUUUAAAAGUGUAUCGAAUAUGUUUGUUUAAAUCCGCAUUUGUGUGGACAUCUAAGAAUUGAAAUAACUUACAAACAACAGAAAAAAUAAAAAUGAUAACUAAAGAUUUUUAUCCUUUAUUAUAGUUUUUUUUAUUCAUUCCAAAGCAGUAUUUGAAUAUUCCUGAAUGAAGGCACAAGCAAGAAAAAGUAUGUGUAGUAUAUUGCAUUCCAGAUGUUUAUUUACUUUAAAGCUGGACAGGAUCAAACACACACACACAAUCACACGCAUGCACACAAAAACUACAGACACACACACUGACACACACACACA